Amoebophrya sp. A25 is the source of this 2815-nucleotide messenger RNA. NCBI's taxonomy places the organism in Eukaryota, Dinophyceae, Syndiniales, Amoebophryaceae. The record is from the annotation of a GenBank genome assembly.
UUUUGGGGGAAACAAAUGCUGCCUCCGAAGGCUCAUCAAGCGAGAGCAAAAAGCAGAACAAUAAGAGCUGGCAAAAAAGGGAUAGCGAAGUUGAAGAGCAGCGGGAGUGGGUCACUUGCCUCUAGAAUGGCAGUUGAUGCUAACAAGAAAAGUGGACCGAAGUCUUUAUCUACUACUUCUAAGAGCGCGCCGUCAGCACCUAGCACAAUAACUACAUCCUUCUUAAGUUCUUCUACAACAACUGUGGCAGAGUCCAUGCUGAAGGUUCUAGAGGUUUUGAGAAAGCAAAUCUCACAGCAAGUCCAGCUAGGAUCCAGCGCGCGCAAGGACGUCUUUGCGAGUACGAGAACGAAGGGUGGAGGUGAAGCCUUUAAUUUCACGAAUCCUUUGCUGGGACAACAUUAUGAGCCGAGCACGCUUUUUUGCAGUUAAAUCUUAUCUUGUUUUUAGAUGCUCAAUUCUGUGAGAGGGGCUGUUGCCAAUUUUUCAAAAAUGCAUUGUGACGCAAGAUUCACCACUCUUUCUGCCUUUACCGGCGAACGACCGCGGUAAAUCUGUAAGCGGCUUAAAAGAUGUAAGUAACCACAUUUCUAAUCCUUGUUGUGACACAUUUCUAAUCCAAAGACCGCGCUCGGCGCUCUAACCAUGCGCGUUCGAUCGUGGCGAUCGUCGAUGGCCUUGCGCGAUUGCGGUAUAAUGAUCCAGAUUUGAUGUCAGUUCUCGGACAAGAAGUCUGUCGGAACCUAUCCUUCUUGACUGCGCCAUCUUUGGUCAUCUUAGCCGAAGCCUUCAGCCUUUUGCAUCUCUACGAGAAUCACUUCCUCUGGCGUGUUUUCACCGAUGAAUUAUGGGACAAGCGGAAGGACUUUGGACACCACAACCUGGCGAGACUGCUAGUUGCAUUGCAUAAAUCCCCAUUUUACGUGGAAGCGAGGCUGGCGUAUGCAGAGAAGGCACAGGUGGGAAGAGGAAACAGGGAUGAUGCUAGUUGUACCUCCAUGCAGCAGAUAACCUCAGGAGGGGGAGGAGGCAAGAAGAUGAAAAGUCAGUUGCAAGAUGGCUUAUCCCCCAGACCUCCAGGAGGACUGACUUCGAGUGGAGUAUCUGCCAAUGUUGGUGCUUUGUUCGAGCAUUUUCUGGAAACGUUACCACAGAAACUGCCACACCAACGGAAAAAAUGGAGUCCGUAUGUCCUGGCGCAGAUCUUAAGGACGUAUUCAGAAUGGGGUCUUGGUGCUGAGCAUGGAAGGGUCGCGUUACAAGGGGGCGGAAAUGACCAAGACGGACAGGGAGGUGGAGAGCUAGAGGUUGCGCGACAAAUUUUCUCAUCUGGUCAAAGCCAAGUAGGCGCGAAUGAUGGAGGAAGCUCUGCGUCUGCAGCUACAGGAGGAUUCUCAAGUUCAAGUCGUAGGGACUAUAGGAUUGACGUGCUGUUUCGGCAUAUUGGAGACAUUUUAGCUCUGCGUGGUCCGAACCUGGAUGCGCAGACAUUGAUGCUUGCGUGUACAAGUUUUGCACAACAGUUAAGACGCGGGUGAAAGUGUUGACUGGUGAUGGUGGCAGUGUCUAGUGUGAGCCUGGUCAGUACUAGGUAGUUUUUAGUCUCGUCCUUACAGCUAUGAUCAUGGGCGUUCCACUUGAUCUUGGCUGGGACUAAAAUCAACAACAUUUACAACAUAUUAUUAGACUCACAUUGACAUUAAAAAUGGCAGCAGCAGCACUACUGCACCAGCCUUUUCUAAUCACGAAUAUUCCACAUGGCGUUCUGUUUCAAAACGCUCCGAAACUACUGGAACAAAGGCCUGCUUAUGCUUCCAUAUCGCAGACUAUACGGAUAGCGCAUGCUUACGCGCUGCUAGGCAUGGCACACGAGAGCCUGUUUGAUACUCUGACCGCAAAGUUGGCCUGGCACUAUGGCCUAGAUGUGGAAAAAGAUACUAUGAUCAAGGCUGGUAGCAAUAGUGCUGAAUUUUUGAAGCACUUGGAAAAGACAGCAGCUCUGGAGAUGUUGGAGGAGGAACAAGAGGACAUGGAAGGUGGGAAAACGGAGGCGGAAGACGAGGAUAAAAGUUUGAAGGACGACGUUGAGACUUCUUCUGAAGAAACGACGAGCCCCGGCGCAUCAGUAUCAGAGCUUAGCAGUAUUUCCGAAAAGAAGAAGCAAAAAUCUUCCACGACCUCCAGAAGUAGAGGCAAAAGAAAGAAGCUAUCCCUCCAGUCACUCUUUUGGUGUCUUGACGCGUACAUGCGAGUGUCGCGUUCGGAGCCGAAAGUUCUCAAAAAGGUGGCCACAGACUUGGCUAGGAGGGCAGACUUGUAUCAAAGCGCGAAGCUUUCCCGUGAGGCACUCUUUCUGGUCAGAAACGUUUUGGCACCUCAAGAUUAUCCGAAAAGAUUGGAAAAGAGACUAGAAGUAACGAUUUUGGAACUCGAAGAAGGUGGACGACGGGAUAAUGCGAGGAUGCUGCAGAUUCCAGAUCAUGGAAGUAGUGGUGAUAAGAAGAAGGACGCGCUUGUAGAACUGAUGGAGGGGAGAGGGUGAGCGUGAGGAUUGUAUCAUGGCUACGGGGAGGACUUUGAUAGUGAAGAUGAGACCGACGCAUCAAUUCACUUGUUUAUAUAUAGUUGCGCAUCUUCAUUUUUGUUUUUUGACAGGACAGGGUACAACCUGAUACAGCAGGUGCAACAACUUAGUUCUAGUUGAUUUCAAGCAGCCAUGGCCUUCAAAACCGAGAGAAUACAAAACCGAGAGAAUAAAAAUUCGCGGCUUAAUUUAACUUGCUGCUCGUUGUCGCGUCAUGGGAGAGAGCUAAAA